This is a messenger RNA of Harpegnathos saltator (Jerdon's jumping ant), 2026 nucleotides long. RefSeq lists its product as uncharacterized. NCBI's taxonomy places the organism in Eukaryota, Metazoa, Arthropoda, Insecta, Hymenoptera, Formicidae. The transcript is spliced from 3 exons. Bases 257 to 502 code for a protein of 81 amino acids. The record is from RefSeq and is a predicted model, not a curated record.
UGCUGGUCACUUCGACUAAUAAGAAUGCGUUCUACGCAGUGACGAGACUUUUGCCCUCUGUGAUAGUAUGCUUCGUAAACACGCGUCUCUUCGCGUUCAUUCGUUCACGUCGUCCUUCGCGCGUCAAGUUCAACGCAGUUGGCUCGCAGCAGGAAUACGUCCAGCACGCUUUCGUCUUCCGCACGUGUCGCUUCGCGGAAAAUAACAGAGAAAUUCUGUGUGAUUUACUCGUCGUUAUUUUUUUGCUCGCCGAUCUAUGAAAAUACACGAUAAAACCACAGUAACGAGCAUGCAUCCAACCUGUGCUACAUUGUAUGCUGUCCGCUUGACCUUGAAUCAGGUAGCUGCUCCGACUUUCUACCGCAAGAGCAUGGUGGAUCGCAGCACCACUAGAUCCGCGAUUUUCCUCGCGACUGUCGGCUUGUCCCUAAGCAUGUUCUCGUUGAAGCAGAUGCAAUCCUCGUCGAAUCGUCGUCAUCAACAUCAUCUGCAGAGAGCUUAGAAGUGACGAUCGCCAUCGUCACCGAAAUACACGAACGACGAACAAAAUCAUUAGCUCGAUCAAAAUUGAGUAAAUCUGUUGACCAUUCGCACGGCAUGUCUUGCACAAUCACACACACCUCACAUCUCAGAGGAUACUGUUCUCGAACAUCAGCAACAUCUAAAUAUCGACAAGAUGUCGAAGAGGAGUAAUUUAACGUAAGAGACAGUAAGCAAUAUGAGAUUUCGAGUUUGCGGUUCGUGUUGUCCAAGAGAACAAGCUGCAAUCCCGCGUGUAGAAACUUCACGUAGGAGAAUCACCCGAGUGUGCUCUUUUCUCAUGCGAACAGCAGAUUCUCGAAUGUGCCAGACCAUGUCCUCGAUUUGUAGGCGCGCGCACAACACUUCACAUUUUAGUCACAUUGAACUUAGCACUUGGUACAGACAAGCAUUAAUACGACGGAAGUUUGCAAAAUAUUGCUGGUUCGCAGUAAGAGCGUCCAGCAACUAGAGAUGUAUACUGUACGCACGUUUCUCCAGCUGAAGCGUCAGCAGACUCGAUUUCUCAUAGUAUUCUAGUCUUGCGUGCGUAGAUCGAGAAGUUCUACAUCGUAGUUUCUACAGAAGGUUGCAGCUUUGUAAUCAGUGUCACUUCGCGAUUCGAGAGGAGCUUUUGUCGAUGAACAAUAUAUAGUGGAUUGUGUUAUCUCUCAGUAUGAAAUAAAGUUUCGUUUGUUUGGAAGAAAAUGGAAGAAAGAUGAUUGUAAUUGGAAUAUUUAAGUUUUUUAGAUACUUGUUUUCUAACAGUUUGAAUCAUAUUGCAUUGACUAAUUAUUUUGUGAACCGAGCAAGAUCGGUUCAUAAAGCAAAAAGAUUUCAUCGGUGAAUCACCUCUAGAUUCUAUUAGAUCUAAAUAAAAAUUCUGGUGGCGAAAGCUCUUCUCGAAGAAGCAAUGAACUGCGAACAAGCGCGAACCAAAGAGACUCGUCGAAUGGAAGUAUCUGCGAUAUACGUUAGCAGAAUAUAUAACAUUAAGUAGAAUUGAAUUGUAAUGUAGAGUAUGAAAAUUCAUCACUCGAACAUUGUUAAUAACGUUUGCCUCUCCUUUACCAUUGUAAUGCGCUAAUCUGAUAUCAUUAAUGUUUUACGCAAGAAUGCUAUGUCGAUUAAAUUGUACUAGCGUAGUCGCUCAUAAAAAGAAUUAUCUCACACACAAGUAAAUACCCACACGACUAUCUAUAUCUUACACAAGACUUGAUUGAGAAAUCUUCGGUUUCUCCUUAGAACGUUACAAUCCCGCUCUCCUGCUUAUCCCGCAUCUUUAACGCGUAAGAAAAUUAUUGUUCUAGUUCCAAAUUUCUCAGGAGAAUCCGUAUAAUACUCUUAAUCUUAAACGAUAGAACCCGUCGCGUCGUAAUUGCUGCGCGAUGCAUGAACUUUGUUAUUAUUGUAUGAGUUCACCUUUCGUAUGAUUGUAUCAUGAUGGAUCGUCAUCGGAGCAUUCUUGAGAUCGAUUGUUGUUUCGAAUAAAAUGAUAAUUCUCUCA